Leptosia nina is the source of this 1032-nucleotide messenger RNA. Lineage: Eukaryota; Metazoa; Arthropoda; Insecta; Lepidoptera; Pieridae. The record is from the annotation of a GenBank genome assembly.
AUGGAUUCGUGGAUUAUAUUGUCUGUGAUAUGUUUAUUUCUGGCGUGUGUGUCAAGUCAAGAAUCUAGUCCGAUCUGCAUUCCGGUAUCGCAAUGUACCACCGACUUAAAAGAUAACACUUAUUUACAAGCUCUUGCAAAAAAUUUAACCUGUGGAUUUGUCGGAAAUGAGCCUAUCAUAAAUUGUCCCCACCCAUUCUUAGAGAUUAAAGGUAUAAAAUUAUUACCAAAAUACUCCGUUUGCGGAAUUCAAAACAACGAGAGGAUAUUUGGUGGCGAAAAGACAGAUAUAGAUGAAUAUCCGUGGAUGGCGUUAUUGAAAUAUCAAAAACGAAUAGGAAGCGGUUACUAUUGUGGAGGAGUGUUGAUUUCCUCGCGAUAUGUCCUUACAGCCGCUCAUUGUGUCAAUGGAAGCGAUAUACCUAGGACUUGGAAACUAACAGAAGUUCGUCUUGGCGAGUGGAACACAUCAAGCGAAAUCGACUGUUUGAACGACGACUGCAAUCUACCACCCGUUAAUGUGCCAAUUGAGAAGACCAUCGUCCACGAAGGUUAUAACGCUAAGGAUGGACACCAACAGAAUGACAUUGCACUCAUUCGUCUAGCUAGAAACGUACAGUUCACAGAAUUUGUGAAGCCUAUAUGUUUACCGGUAGAAGAGAACCUAAGAAAACAAAAAUAUACGGGCUGGGAUAUGACGGUUGCUGGCUGGGGUAAAACCGAAACGAAGUCUAUGUCCGAUGUGAAAUUAAAAGUAUCUCUGCCCAUUAUCGAUCCCAAGGAAUGUAAAACCGUAUAUUCUGCUGUAACACGGUUGAUCACUAAUAACCAAAUGUGCGCUGGUGGAUCUGAGGGCCAGGAUUCCUGUCGGGGUGAUUCUGGUGGACCACUCAUGGCUGAGGUGUCCAAGAACUGGUUCGUAUUCGGUGUUGUCUCCUAUGGACCGUCACCUUGCGGAUCUCAGGGUUGGCCCGGAGUCUACACGAGAGUCACAGCUUAUAUCUACUGGAUCCUCGCAAACAUGGAAGAAUAG